GACACAGCUCACCGACACGCUCACCGCCGCGCUCGGCGUCCUUCUCCUCCUCCUCAUCGCUGGACACGAUGAGUGACGACUUUAUCCGCCUCGUCUCGCAGGCGAACCCUGCAGCCCGCUACCAGCCCGCCAACAACGGCUACCCUCCACCCGCCUCGCAACCCUCUGACCAGCAACUCGACCCCUUCUUUGACGAUGAAGACGAAUACGACCCACCCGACUCUGCCUUUGGUGCACCGGCCGCCAUGAAAUCGCAAGAGAGCGGCCUCCCCUUCUCUCGUGCUGGCGCCGCACCCGCAGGGCAUUCCCAGGUCACGCUGACGACCGCCGCCAUACCUCCGGACUGGUCCUUCGACGACGACGAGCCUCCUGGCUCCAAGCAAGCAGGCGCACCGGGUCCGGCGAAGGGUGCCAAACCAGCGCACAAGAGGAGGUCGUCGCGGUCGUUUGUGGGGCAGGUCAAGAAGCUGAGAUGGCCCUGGCAGAAGCGGGAUCAGGUCCUGGCUGGUGACCGCGUCGUUGCGCUCAACAACUCGGACGCCAACACAGACUUCUGCUCGAAUUACAUUUCAACGAGCAAAUAUAACAUCGUCACAUUCGUUCCCAAGUUCCUCUUCGAGCAAUUCUCUAGAUACGCUAACCUGUUCUUCCUCUUCACGGCACUCAUUCAGCAAAUACCCAAUGUAUCACCUACGAACCGCUGGACGACUAUUGGACCGCUCGCCGUGGUGCUACUGGCUUCUGCUUUCAAGGAGACUCAAGAAGACUUGAAACGACACCAAUCCGAUUCUGAACUGAACUCGAAGAAGGCGAAGGUUCUGACCCCAGAAGGGACGUUCGUCGACAAGAAGUGGAAGAAUAUUGCCGUCGGCGACGUCAUCCGCUUAGAGAGCGACGACCAUAUUCCUGCCGACCUUGUCCUGCUCUCGUCGAGUGAACCUGAGGGCUUCUGCUACAUUGAGACAUCGAACCUGGACGGCGAGACGAAUCUGAAGAUCAGACAGGCCUCCCCGCAAACGUCACACCUCACCUCCCCGCGUCUCGUUACGGCAUUGCACGGUGCGCUUCGGUCUGAACAGCCAAACAAUAGCCUGUACACCUACGAGGGUACGCUCGACUUGGUCACCGACCUCGGAGUACCGAAGCAGGUCCCGCUAGGCCCUGACCAGUUGCUCCUGCGAGGGGCUCAGAUCCGGAACACGCCAUGGGCAUAUGGACUGGUGGUAUUCACGGGGCACGAGACGAAGCUCAUGCGGAACGCAACCGCGGCACCGAUCAAACGUACGGCUGUAGAGAAGCAGGUGAACGUGCAUAUCAUAUUCCUGUUCAUCUUCCUUCUGGCGCUGUCCAUCGGGUCGACCAUUGGUGCCAGCAUUCGCGCAUGGUUCUAUUCUGCUGCGGAGUGGUAUCUCUAUGAGCAGUCGACGAUCGGUAGCAGAGCGAAGCAAUUCAUCGAAGACAUCCUCACGUUCAUUAUUCUGUACAACAACUUGAUCCCGAUCUCGCUCAUUGUCACCAUGGAAGUGGUCAAGUUCCAGCAGGCACAGUUGAUCAACUCGGACCUCGACAUGUACUACGCGAAGACGGACACGCCCGCACUCUGCCGGACGUCGUCCCUCGUGGAAGAGCUCGGACAGAUCGAGUACGUCUUUAGCGACAAGACGGGCACGUUGACGUGCAACGAGAUGGAGUUUCGACUCUGCUCCAUCGGCGGUGUCGCGUACGCGGAUGUCGUCGAUGAGAGCAGGCGUGCUGAGGGUGAAGACGGGAAAGAUGGCUGGAAAAGCUUCGCGGAAAUGCAGGCGCUCUUGAGUGGCGGGGAGAACCCCUUCGGCGAUUUCGGCUCUGCGGACACGACUGGACAGGGUCAGAAGGAGGUCCUGAACGAGUUCUUGACCCUCUUGGCGGUGUGCCACACCGUCAUCCCUGAGAUGCGAGAUGGCAAGCUUCACUAUCAGGCAAGCAGUCCGGACGAAGCAGCUUUGGUCUCCGGUGCAGAAUUGCUAGGCUACCAGUUUCACACUCGGAAACCGAAGUCCGUGUUCGUCAACAUUCAAGGGACGUCGUAUGAAUACCAGAUCCUGAAUAUCUGCGAGUUCAACUCGACCCGGAAGCGGAUGUCGACAGUCGUACGAGGCCCGGACGGUAGGAUCAAACUCUUUUGCAAAGGCGCGGAUACUGUCAUCCUGGAGCGACUGGCGGAGAACCAACCGUUCACCGAGAAGACUCUCGUACAUCUAGAGGACUACGCGACGGAGGGUCUGCGGACGCUCUGCAUCGCCUCUCGCGUGAUCCCUGAGGCGGAGUACCGGCAGUGGUCUACGAUCUAUGAACAGGCUGCGGCAACCCUCAACGGUCGUGGUGAUGCGCUUGACCGAGCCGCAGAGCUCAUCGAGAAGGACAUGCUCCUCCUUGGGGCGACUGCUAUCGAGGACAAAUUGCAGGACGGUGUGCCUGAUACCAUUCACACUCUACAGAUGGCCGGUAUCAAGGUCUGGGUUUUGACGGGUGACAGGCAGGAGACUGCGAUCAACAUCGGCAUGUCAUGCAAGCUCAUCUCGGAGUCGAUGAACUUGAUUAUUGUCAAUGAGGAGACGAUGCUGGACACGCAAGAGUUUCUCUCGAAGCGGCUAUCUGCCAUCAAGAGUCAACGGAGUACUGGAGAGCUCAGCGAGCUUGAGGAUCUGGCGCUGAUCAUCGAUGGGAAGAGUCUCGGGUUUGCGCUCGAGAAGGAGAUCUCGGGCCAGUUUCUGGAGCUCGCACUGAUGUGUAAAGCCGUCAUCUGCUGUCGUGUCUCGCCGCUGCAGAAAGCACUGGUUGUGAAGCUUGUGAAGAAGAACCAGAAGUCAAUUCUCUUGGCAAUUGGCGAUGGCGCAAACGAUGUCAGUAUGAUUCAAGCGGCCCACGUUGGCGUCGGUAUAUCUGGUCUCGAGGGUCUGCAAGCCGCCCGUUCCGCGGAUGUAGCGAUCUCUCAGUUCCGGUUUCUCAAGAAACUGCUGCUCGUGCACGGGUCGUGGAGCUACCAGCGAUUGUCAAAGCUUCUCCUUUACUCGUUCUACAAGAACAUCGUUCUGUACAUGACGCAAUUCUGGUACUCGUUCUUCAACAGCUUCUCGGGCGAAAUUGUGUACGAGUCGUGGACCCUCUCCUUGUACAACGUUGUCUUCACCGUCCUCCCGCCCUUCGUUAUCGGUGUUUUCGAUCAGUUCGUCUCCGCCCGAAUACUGGACAGGUAUCCGCAGAUGUACAUGCUCGGUCAGCGCAAUGCGUUCUUCACCAAAACGGCGUUUUGGCUCUGGGUCGCUAAUGCACUGUACCACAGCGUUAUCCUGUUCGGCUUCUCCGUCAUUCUCUUCUGGGGUGAUCUGAAGCAGUCGUCGGGCCUUGACUCUGGACAUUGGUUCUGGGGAACGAUGCUGUACAUGGCUGUCCUGCUUACAGUCCUAGGGAAGGCUGCUCUCAUAUCAGAUCUGUGGACGAAGUAUACCGUUGCAGCAAUCCCUGGAUCGUUCGUUUUUGCUAUGGUCUUCUUGCCUCUAUACGCUGUCGUUGCUCCCGCUAUCGGUUUCUCGACCGAGUAUUAUGGUCUGGUGCCUCGGUUAUGGACCGACGCAGUCUUUUAUUUUAUGCUGGUCCUUGUCCCGGUAUUCUGUCUUACGCGAGACUUUGCAUGGAAAUACUACCGGCGUACAUAUCGGCCCGAAACGUACCAUAUCGCGCAGGAGAUCCAAAAGUACAACAUUCCCGACUAUCGACCACGGCAAGAACAAUUCCAGAAGGCGAUCAAGAAAGUGCGAGCUGUACAGCGCAUGCGGCGGAACCGAGGGUUCGCGUUCAGUCAAACGGAGAAUGCUGCGCGUCAAGACCAGGCGCGGUUGAUCAGAGCGUACGACACGUCGCGGACGGGUGCACGACCUUCAGGAUAUUAGUUGUUGUGAUCUUUUCCGUAUGUUACGAUGGGACAAUGUAUUGUACACUUAUUGCAACUAUUAGCUAAUGCGUGGAGUGACAGGCAUCCGAAAAUCUCAAUGGACUCGGCGACUUGAGCGAGGCAAGACGUGAAGAGUGCCGUGAUGGAGGACUUGGGUGGGCAGCACCUCUCUUUGUACGCCUUUUCCUUACCGAGUGGAAGCACGCUAGAAAUAGUGAUCGAGGCUCCGGAUGCGUUUGGAUUUGAGCUCGGUUGAUACAAUUCGUCGCCACAUCUUAUUGACCAUGCGUGUAGGAUUGUUCUCUCCAAGUUGUACUCCGCUCAGCGCUUGGGCAGCGAGAGCCGACCUUCUACAUGAAAGUACUCUGAAUCAGCGUUGCAGUGAAAAUAAUGCGUGCGUUCGACAGCUAGAUAUGGAUAUUGCAGGUUGAUGGCUCCAGGGCGCGUAGAGUUCAC
Molecule: messenger RNA, 4387 nt
Organism: Rhodofomes roseus
Lineage: Eukaryota; Fungi; Basidiomycota; Agaricomycetes; Polyporales; Fomitopsidaceae
Product: phospholipid-translocating P-type ATPase
Exons: 19
Coding region: 69-3929 (1286 amino acids)
Biological process (GO): post-Golgi vesicle-mediated transport; endocytic recycling; phospholipid translocation
Cellular component (GO): plasma membrane
Molecular function (GO): magnesium ion binding; ATP binding; ATPase-coupled intramembrane lipid carrier activity
Source: RefSeq, a predicted model, not a curated record